CUCCUUAAUUCUUUGUUAUUCAGAAGCUCAUCCGUCGCUGCAAGUAAUUUUACCCGCGGAGUUGUAACAUGGCGUCACCUAUGAGAUAUGUCCGAGUUGGCAAUUCGGGUCUGAAGGUUUCUCAGAUUAUCCUGGGCUGCAUGAGCUUUGGCGACAAGAAUUGGCAGCCUUGGCUUCUCGACAAAGACGAAGCCUUGCCAAUCCUCAAGCAUGCAUUCGACCGGGGUAUCAACACGUGGGACGUUGCUGAUACUUACUCCAAUGGCAGAGCGGAAGAAAUUCUCGGUGAGGCUAUUCGACACUACGAGAUUCCCCGCUCCAAGCUCGUCAUUAUGUCAAAAUGUUUCCAGUUUGUCGAUGAGGGCAAAGGAGCUAUUGACCCUGCGACCUUGACAAGCAAUGACGGUCCGCGUGUCAACCAAGUCGGACUGUCUAGGAAGCACAUUCUGGAAGCAGUCGACCACAGCAUUGAACGUCUUGGGACCUACAUCGAUGUGUUGCAGAUCCACCGAAUGGAUCGCGACGUGCCACCAGAAGAGAUUAUGAAAGCACUACACGAUGUCAUCGAGAGUGGCAAAGUUCGAUACAUUGGUGCUAGUUCGAUGGCCGCAUGGGAAUUCCAAAUGCUACAGAAUGUUGCGAGCAGAAAUGGCUGGCAUCAAUUCAUAUCCAUGCAAGGCUUAUACAACCUUCUCUACCGUGAAGAAGAGCGGGAGAUGAAUGCUUACUGCAAUGCCACAGGCGUGGGCUUGUUACCUUGGUCUCCGCUGGCAGCGGGCGUCCUUACGCAUCCCUGGACAGAUCGCAGUGAUCCACGAGAACAGAAGGAUCCCUUCCUUCGAAUGCUUUUUCGAAGCGGAGACAAUGCGUCGGACCAGGCCAUUGUAGGACGUGUUGAGGAACUGGCGGAAAAGAAAGGGGUGGCUAUGGCGCAAAUAGCUCAGGCAUGGCUGAUCUCUAAAGGCUGCAUGCCUAUAUGUGGUCUGGAGACGAAGGAAAGGAUCGAUCAAGCUUUAGCGUCGCUACAGGUUGAGCUCACAACGGAGGAGACCGACUGGUUAGAGGAACCGUAUGCUGCAAAACAGGCUAUCCCGUUCUGAGCGGAAAGUAAAGACUGGGGAGCGAAGGGGCGCUAUCGACGAUUGCAUUCUUGGUAUUUCAAUCCAAACACCGCUGAAUUUGUAAACCCUGUUCUCAUGGUCCGCAACUUUUACAGAGAGGCCGAGCUACUUGUUUCGGCUUUGUAGCUGCUGAUUGCAGUGCCUCUCCUUGAGGUCAUCUAAUUAGCAAAGGG
Molecule: messenger RNA, 1294 nt
Organism: Boeremia exigua
Lineage: Eukaryota; Fungi; Ascomycota; Dothideomycetes; Pleosporales; Didymellaceae
Product: NADP-dependent oxidoreductase domain-containing protein
Exons: 3
Coding region: 69-1100 (343 amino acids)
Source: RefSeq, a predicted model, not a curated record